Messenger RNA from Hippoglossus stenolepis (Pacific halibut), 768 nucleotides. RefSeq names its product lectin, galactoside-binding, soluble, 2b (gene lgals2b). Bases 127 to 522 code for a protein of 131 amino acids. NCBI's taxonomy places the organism in Eukaryota, Metazoa, Chordata, Actinopteri, Pleuronectiformes, Pleuronectidae. The record is from RefSeq and is a predicted model, not a curated record. The transcript is spliced from 5 exons. Gene Ontology annotation, molecular function: carbohydrate binding; laminin binding; galactoside binding.
CACAGGCACCACAAAAGGCGCAGUGUGCAGCUGUACGUGCAGCAGCAGUUGUCGUUGGUUAUAUAAACCCCUCACCUGCACCAGGAGCUUUGUCAGUCGCGUCUCAACCCACUGAAGACAGCCAAGAUGAAAGUCAAGGACAUGACGUUCAAGGAGGGGCACGAGUUCAAGAUCCGCUUCAAACCCAAGGACGACUGCGUCAGCUUCUCCAUCAACAUCGGUCACGACUCCGAAAACAUCGCACUGCACUUCAAUCCCCGUUUUGACUACGGCAGCGACCAGAACGUCAUCGUCUUCAACGCCAUGUCCGGAGGCAGCUGGGGUGAGGAGCAGCGCGAUGGAAACUUCCCCUUCGCACGUGGAGAGGAAUCCAAGAUUUACCUCAACUUCAACCAUGAGCAGUUUUACAUCAAGCUUCCCGACGGCUCCAUGACCAACUUCCCCAACCGCCUGGGAGACGUCAAGUACAAGUACUUUGAAAUCAGCGGCGACGCCAGGAUCGUCGGCAUCAAGAUCAAGUAGAGAUCAGCCUCGUCUCGACCUGUGACUCCUGACCUGUCCUCCGCACUCUGGUUGAAAUACUCUGUUUUACCUUACUGUGCCCAUUCAUCUUGUUGAGUCAUAUGGAAAUAAAGCAGUAGAAAGUUACACCAACAUGGAGAGAAGAUGUUGUAAUGAGAGGAAAUGGCCUGAAGAUGGAGCCACAUCUUAAUGAACUGUCUGACAUCUACUCAGUCUCUUAUAGAGUAAAAGCUGUGAAAAAAGAAA